Messenger RNA from Dichomitus squalens LYAD-421 SS1, 2781 nucleotides. RefSeq lists its product as uncharacterized. Lineage: Eukaryota; Fungi; Basidiomycota; Agaricomycetes; Polyporales; Polyporaceae. The coding region runs from base 1 to 2781 and encodes 926 amino acids. The record is from RefSeq and is a predicted model, not a curated record. The transcript is spliced from 20 exons. Gene Ontology annotation, molecular function: ATP-dependent chromatin remodeler activity; nucleic acid binding; hydrolase activity, acting on acid anhydrides, in phosphorus-containing anhydrides.
AUGUUCAAACCCGCGCCCGCAAAGCCCACGGCGAAGAAGAAACAAAAUUCCGUCGUACGAAUAACCAAUACCAGGGGGUUCGAAUUUGGUCGAUUACCCCAGGAGGUCGCGUCUUGGGUCUCGCGGCUCCUUGACUUAGGCAAUUUUAUCGCAGCUGUGCUGAUGUUGCAAGCAGAUAUCGUCGAGUUCCGGAGAUGCACCAUGGUUGAAUGCCCGACGAAGCUCACGACGGGCGCAGACCUAAUACUCUCCUUGUCAAUAUACAUCAAACCGAGCGCGUUCCGUCCGCCUUCGUACCCCUCCGAGGACAAAGCCAAAGACAUGUUCGAUGAGGGUCAAGAGACGGAGGCCGAGCAGAUCCUGAGAGAACGAAAGCAGUCGCUCACCAGUCUCUUUAAGCGUAUCAACCUCAAACCGCGCAGAGGAAAUCACACAGUCGGCGGUCGUAGUGGGCUGUACCAACGCGAGCUCGAGUUGUUGACCCAACAGCAACCGAUGGCUGUGAAGAAGACGUCUUCUGGCAACGACGAGGACGAGGACGAGGGAGACAUUACGGAGGAGCAGAUCAACCUCAUCUACAAGAAAGCGCAGCAGAAUGACAGACAGAUGGGUGAGAUGGAGCCUGCUGGUAGCUUCACGCUCAAAUUGCGAGGAUACCAGAAGCAGGCGCUAUUGUGGAUGCAUUCCAUCGAAACAGGCGCCGCUUCAGCGCGAGAAGCACAAUCAAUGCAUCCUUUAUGGAAAGAAUACCCAUUCCCAUUCGACCCAAAUGAUGACAUGAUAGAUCUCACCGCGGAUGAACGAUCGUUUUAUUUCAAUGAGUACUCAGGCGAACUCAGCCUCGAGUUUCCGAAGGCGGAACGUAAGUGCAAAGGCGGUAUCCUUGCCUCUGCAAUAGUGGGCAUGGGCAAAACGAUCAUGCUGUCCGCCCUCAUACAGACCGCCCGCGAACCCGAGACGCCAGCCGACGACUCAGCAAGCUCUUCCAGAGCCAAGCAGCUCAGACUGAACAACGCCUUCCGCGUAAUGGAGAAGCCUCUACCACAGCAACGCAAAGGGCCAUCGGCGACCCUGAUCGUCGCGCCCACUUCCCUCCUCACGCAGUGGGCGGAGGAGCUGCAGCGAUCAAGCAAGCCAGAUACCCUGAGGGUGCUGGUCUGGCAUGGCAUGAACAGGCUGGACUUGGAUGCCGCGGUAGACGGGGAGGGCGCGACGAACGUGGUUAUCACGUCUUACGGGACGCUCGUGUCCGAGCAUGCAAAGCACGAGAAACAACCCUCGUCUGUAUUCGAAGUCGAAUGGCUCCGCGUCAUUCUGGACGAGGCCCACCAUUGCAAGUCUCGGACAAGCAAGACCGCCAAGGCGGUAUACGCGCUGCGGGCUCGGCGAAGGUGGGCGGUCACUGGGACGCCCAUUGUGAACCGCCUAGAAGAUCUCUACUCCCUCUUGAAGUUUUUGGACUUUACGCCAUGGUCGAAUUAUACCUUCUUCCGCUCAUUCAUCACACUACCUUUCCUAGCUCGCGACCGGAAGGCGGUAGAGGUCGUACAGAUUAUUCUCGAGAGCGUGCUCUUGCGCCGCGAGAAGGACAUGCUCGACUCCGAUGGGAAGCGCAUCGUCCAGCUACCUCCAAAAGAGGUGAAAGUCGAAAAGUUGGAGUUCUCUCCGCUGGAACGCAAGAUCUACGACUCGCUGUACUUGGAUGCGAAGAAGGACUUCGAGCACCUCAAAGAGAAGGGCCUCGUUAGCAGGAACUAUACUCACAUUCUCGCUAUGCUCAUGCGGCUGCGUCGUGCGGUCCUUCACCCCAACCUGGUCCUCUCGUCCGGCGACGGUGGUCUCGCGCCGAAGUCCGCCAACGGCAGCGGCACAAUCGACGUCAAGGAGCUCAUUCAGCGUUUUGGCGAGGGCGAGAACGUCGUAAGCGACAGCAAGGUGUACGCCGAGGGCGUCUUAGCCAACCUUGGCCAGGAGGACGCGGAGUGUCCGAUCUGCUUCGACGUGAUGGAAACGCCGACAAUCCUACCUAAUUGCAUGCAUCAGUGCUGUAAGGACUGCAUCAUUGCGUUCAUCGAGAAGUGCAGGGAGAAAGGCGAAGACGGCAAGUGCCCGACUUGCAGUAAGGGUCCCGAGAGCGAUCUCCUGGAGAUUGUCCGCUCAAGACAGAACAGCAACGAAGGUGCAGGCGAUAUCCAGGAGGCUCCAGCACCCACGGUGAUUCUACGUCGGAAUGAUUUCCGGUCUUCGACAAAGCUAGAGGCUUUGGUACAGCAUCUCCGCCGGCUGAGAGACCAGGACCUGUGCUUCCGCGCCGUGGUGUUCUCUCAAUUCACCUCUUUCUUGGACUUGAUCCAAAUUGUCUUGGAGCGUGAGGGUCUUCUUUGGUACCGCUUCGACGGCUCGAUGGACGUUAAGAAGCGGAACGAAGCUGUGUCCGGAUUCAAAGCUCCUACGCGUGAGGCUAAGGUGCUCAUCAUCAGCUUGAAGGCUGGUGGCGUUGGUUUGAAUUUGACCAACGCCAACCAUGUCUUCAUGAUGGAUUGCUGGUGGAACGCCGCGACUGAGAAUCAAGCGAUCGACCGGGUGCACCGAAUCGGCCAGGAGAAGACGGUCUACGUUACCCACUUCAUCGUUUCUGGCACCAUUGAGGGUCGCAUUCUGCAGAUUCAGAAACGGAAGACCGCUAUCGUCAAAGAGGCAUUCAAAGGCAAACGUGACACGGAUCCGGAAAGCAUCGAGAACCUGAAGAUCAUGUUCGGUGAUGAUCGAGCGGACGCAUAG